Messenger RNA from Closterium sp. Naga37s-1, 1629 nucleotides. Lineage: Eukaryota; Viridiplantae; Streptophyta; Zygnematophyceae; Desmidiales; Closteriaceae. The record is from the annotation of a GenBank genome assembly.
AUGUGGCACGAGGCGCGGCGGUCGGAGAAGCGCGUGCACGAGAUGAUGGACGCGGCGAAGAAGCGCGCCGAGCGGCGCGCGGAUCAGCGGUCUCGGCGCGCGGGGGAUCCGACGCAGCUGCUGCGCGUGGCGGGCACCAAGCUCCGCCUGGCGCACGACUCCGCCGUCUACCAGUCCGCGCAGGACCUCUCCGGCCUGUCUGUGACCCCUUAUCCCUCCACCCUUUCAAGAUAUCAAAUCAGUGGACUUCGCGGCCUGUCUGUGACCCCCUAUCCCUCUACCCUUUCUUUGGAUUCACGGAGAGGAGGCCUGUCUGAUCUGCCCGCGCUGCGCUAUUUCCGUCACGUGUUUCGCUAUGCUAAUGCCCCUCCUUUUUUCUUGCCCUCCUGCUGCCUUCCCUCCCUUUUCUCUCCUCUUCACCUCGCUUUCCUCUGUUUCGCGCUUUGCUGCUUCUGGCUGUGCCUCGCUCCUUCCGCUGUGCUCCGUGUCCCGUACUCCUCUCUCCUUUCUCUCGUCUGGUGCGGCGCAUCCCGUUCCACCCCGCUCGACGGCCCCUGCAGCAUUCCAUGGAACAACAGAGAAGACACGCUCAUAGACAGAUAUGACGGGCGGGCUAUGCUGGAUUUCAUUCGAGAGUAUGAUCCGCACAGGCACGGGUCGAGGGAGCUCACAGAGCAGCAAGAGGAGGAGGAGGAGGAGGAGGCGUGUAACUUUGAGCGGUAUCGAGACCUUGUGCGGCUGGGCUGGCAUGCAAAGACUGAGCAGGAGGGAUUGCAGCAGGUGGAGCGAGAGAUGGAGGCCAGAGCCAACGCUCAGCUCAAGGCUAACAGGCCGAAACUGCCUACUGCUGCAGCAGGAUCCGCAGCAACACCAGCAGCAGGCAAGGGGGCUUAUGCUAACAUGCCGUUUUCUUAUGGAAGCAGUGACAAUAACGCAGGUGACUGUAACGAGGAGGAGGAAGAGGAGGAUGAGGAGGACGAGGAGGAGGAAGAGGAGGGGGAUGGGGGGGAGGGGGGAGAUGUGGAGGAAUACGGGUGGAUGUCUCCUGGUGGGCGGCAGCGUUUGGCAGAUAUGGCGGAACGGUACGGCAUAGAGGAGUACGGGCGGCACAUGGAUUUGGCAGUAUCUGCCUUGGAGAAAGAGAAGAGGAUGCGACAGAUGGCGGGCAAUGAUUCGCGUCCUUCGCGCAAGGAGAGGAAGAAGCUUGCUCGCCAGGGGAAGGAAGGGGGAGGGCAGGGGAAGAAGCAGCAGGGGAAGGGGGAGGCAUGGAAGCAGCAGGGGUUGUUUGGCGGGGGUGUUGGUGAGGAUGAGGGCUUUGGCAGGGAGAAGGAGAGGAGGGGAGGUGAGGAGGAGAGGAGGAGAGGGUACGGUGGAGAGCGGUUCGAGAGGGGUUUAAGUGGGGAUGUUUCGAUUGGCUCCCCAUCGCCUGCCUCUUCCAAGCAGUCGCCAGCUCUCAGCCGCCGCUUGCUUGCGCCAUCCACGGUGCCUCGAGUGGCAGGGGCGGCAGGCAAGGGAGCCGAGGGAGGGGCGAAGGAGACCCCGCAGGAGAGGCUGAAGCGGCUGAUGGCCAAGCAGCUGAACAAACACAGUAGGCUGGGUGUGAAGGGGGGUGAAGUGGGUUGGAGGUGA